AUGAUUCGCUUGUCAGGCUUAUUUUAUGUUGUGUUGGCUGUUGCAUUGUUCUAUAGUAUUUCUGCAAAUGUUGUGAUAUAUACUGUCACUUUUGAUCGAUGUAUUCACAAUUCAACUUGUCCUCAAGGAAAUCCAACAAAAUUUAAUUCUACUUUCACUUUGAAUGGUACCCUCAGUCCAAUAGUGACUUUGAACGUUGGGGAUAAAUUACAAUUUAAUUUAGCUACAACUGUUGUAAUUCAUCCGUUAACAAUCUGCAAAAAUAGCCCCGUACCAAAAUUCUGCCAAGGGGUUCGUGGUAAGGACGAACUUAAUAAACCGAUUACUAAAGCAGGCGAGACAACUUCUGUUACUUUCACUACUAUUGGUUCUUACUAUUAUGGGUGCCUUUUUCAUCCUGGAAUGGGUGCCUUAAUUAAUGUCACCAGUUCAACUGCUGUCAGGCCAUCGCCUUCCAAUGUGGACACUGGUACUGGGCAUAAAUGA
Rotaria socialis is the source of this 486-nucleotide messenger RNA. Lineage: Eukaryota; Metazoa; Rotifera; Eurotatoria; Philodinida; Philodinidae. The record is from the annotation of a GenBank genome assembly.